This is a messenger RNA of Fukomys damarensis (Damara mole-rat), 4363 nucleotides long. RefSeq names its product solute carrier family 2 member 2 (gene Slc2a2). Gene Ontology annotation, cellular component: membrane; brush border. Bases 69 to 1643 code for a protein of 524 amino acids. The record is from RefSeq and is a predicted model, not a curated record. The transcript is spliced from 11 exons. Lineage: Eukaryota; Metazoa; Chordata; Mammalia; Rodentia; Bathyergidae. Gene Ontology annotation, biological process: D-glucose transmembrane transport.
GGGACUGUCAGCCACAUAUUCCACACUCAGUACAGAACUUGGAAUUAAGAGGACUCCCAAUCCAUAGAAUGGCAGGAGAUAAGAUCACUGGAACCUUGGCUUUUACUGUCUUCACUGCUGUACUGAGUUCUUUCCAGUUUGGAUACGACAUUGGUGUGAUCAAUGCACCUCAACAGGUAAUAAUAUCUCAUUAUAGACAUGCUUUGGGUGUUCCACUAGAUGACCGAAAGGCUACCGACGACUAUGUUUUCAACACUACAGAUGCAUUGCCCAUCUCCCUGCACCCAGGAACCCCAACACCAGUCCCUUGGCCUGAGGAAGAGACUGUGACAUCUACUGGCUUAAUCACCAUGCUCUGGUCCUUGUCUGUGUCCACCUUUGCAGUGGGUGGAAUGAUUGCAUCUUUCUUUGGUGGGUGGCUUGGGGACAAACUUGGAAGAAUCAAAGCCUUGUUCGCAGCAAACAGUCUCUCGCUAGUUGGAGCUCUCUUGAUGGGGUGUGCAAAAUUAGGACCAUCUCAUAUUCUCAUAAUUGCAGGAAGAAGCAUAUCAGGACUGUACUGUGGGCUAAUUUCAGGGCUGGUUCCAAUGUACAUCGGUGAAAUUGCUCCAACCUCGCUCAGGGGUGCACUUGGCACUCUUCACCAGCUGGCCAUUGUCACAGGCAUUCUUAUCAGUCAGAUUAUUGGCCUUGACUUUAUCCUGGGCAAUCAAGAUCUGUGGCACAUUCUGCUUGGCCUAUCUGCUGUGCCAGCUCUUCUGCAGUCUCUGUUAUUAAUCUUCUGUCCAGAAAGCCCCAGGUAUCUUUACAUCAAGUUGGAAGAGGAAGUCAAAGCUAAGAAAAGCUUGAAAAGACUCAGAGGAAGUAAUGAUGUCACCAAAGACAUGAAUGAGAUGAAAAAGGAAAAAGAAGAAGCAUCAAGUGAGCAGAAAGUUUCUGUGAUUCAACUCUUCACCAAUCCCAGCUAUCGACAGCCUAUGAUAGUGGCGUUGAUGCUGCACAUGGCUCAGCAAUUUUCUGGGAUCAAUGCAAUCUUUUACUAUUCAACCAGCAUUUUUCAGACAGCUGGACUCAGCCAGCCUGUUUAUGCAACCAUUGGAGUUGGCGCCAUCAACAUGGUUUUCACUGCUCUCUCUGUAUUUCUUGUGGAAAAGGCAGGACGACGCUCUCUGUUUCUAAUCGGAAUGAGUGGAAUGUUUUUCUGUGCCAUCUUCAUGUCAGUGGGACUUGUUCUGCUGGAUAAGUUUGCUUGGAUGAGUUAUGUGAGCAUGUCAGCCAUCUUUCUCUUUGUCAGUUUCUUUGAAAUUGGACCAGGCCCCAUCCCUUGGUUCAUGGUGGCUGAGUUCUUCAGCCAAGGACCACGCCCAACAGCUUUAGCUCUGGCUGCAUUCAGCAACUGGGCUUGCAAUUUCAUUAUAGCUUUGUGUUUCCAGUACAUUGCGGAUUUCUGUGGACCUUAUGUGUUUUUCCUCUUUGCUGGAGUGGUCCUGGCCUUUACUCUGUUUACAUUUUUUAAAGUUCCAGAAACCAAGGGAAAGUCUUUUGAGGAAAUUGCUGCAGAAUUCCGGAAAAAGAGUGGUUCAGCCCAAAGGUCAAAAGCUCAUGUAGAAAUGGAAUUCCUUAGAGCUACAGGGACUGUGUAAAGAAAACCUGGUUUUCUAUAUGAACCAUACAGGAAGGAAAUUAUAUAUUUUUAAUGAUUCUUUGAGAAGUUUAUACACAUAUUUCAAAGUAUUAUUUUAUUUUUUAAAGAGUUGUAUUGGCUCUGAUCAGAAAUGUCAACAAAUGUUACCAAGGAAAGUAUUUUUUUAACUUAGAGACUCUAUUUUUGGUGGUUGGACUUUAUACUUAAGUAAAUAAAAAGGCUAACUAGCAUGUUCUGGUACCCUAAAGGAUGUUCUAACCUUCUUAGUCCUAUUCUAUAUUACAGUGUUCCCCUUGAAGAACUUUUAGUAUAUUAUUGGUUCAUUAAAUGGGUGACAGGAAACCCUAAGAUACAACUAAUAUUUAUGUAUUUAAAUAUGCUUAAUUUGUAAUUUGCUGACCCACAGAUAUCAUACUAAAGGAGAUAAGGCUAGUGGCAGUAAGAUUCACAUUAAAAUUAACUUUUCUCUUUCUCUUACUCAGCUUCUGUUUUGUUUGUUAGAAUUUGUACUUUGUUUAGCAUUUUAUUUUUCUGUAUUCUCUUGCAGAACAGUUUACUGAAUAUGACAAAAUAUGUUAAUGAAGAAAAACAUUUAUUUUUGGUAGCUACCAAAAAUUUUCCUAUACUCAGAAGAAAAACAAAAGAAUUCUUUUUUUGGUUAAUGACCAGUUUUUACAAGACUAAACACUUAGAAGGUUUUACCUGGCCACAUGUCCAAGAUUGGAUUGGAUUAUCAGUAUUAAUAUCUUUUACAAAACCAUGUUAAAUCAUUGCUGCUCACUCUUUAGGUUAUAUUUUGUUUUGCUCUUUAGCAUAGCCUGGUUUGCCUGAGCUGUGUUACAAAAUACAUUCAAUCAUUAGUAAGGUCUUUUGUAUAUUGCCCCAAACCUCAAUAUAUUGGAUCAAUCUAAUUUAGAGACAUUUGAAGCAAAGGAUUGCCUUUCUUUAAAAAACUAUUUUCUGAAUUAGCAUGGUUCAAAACACGUCAAAGAGGUAGGGCUUCAAAAUUUUGAAGUAUGGGCUCCUGAAACCAUAAAUAUUCAACUUCACACUUGACCAAAAUCCCUAUUUGAUUUUCCUGAAAAUACCAUGUUCCCUAACACAGAUAAUAAUUAUCCCCUUGGACAUAGUUUCCAUCCAAACUAUUCUAUUGCUGUUACUAACAGGUAUUGUAUGACACCAAUAGAGUAGGCACAAUUCUAAGUACCUUGACACACAUGCACAAAUUGAAAAUACACAGAUGAUUAAAUAGACUUUAACUUAGAGUAAACUUUACAAAUAUGGAAGAAUAGUUCUGGUGAACAUCAAAGGCUUAGCAGGGCACUAAAGCUGUCUUCAGACUGCUUUCCCCACAAAGUGGAACACUGAAUCAAUCUUCUUUAUGUUUGCUUUAAUAUACAUUGAAGAAAACCAUUUUUUAACAGUACUUUUUAAAAAUUAAAGAAAAGCUCAAAGAAUGCUUGCUUUUUAAAUUUUCUUCUUUCUCUUGGUUAAAGUUGCUCACAUGCAGUUUGGCAGUAGAAACAUUAUGGAAUUAUUUCUUUUCACUUUGAUUAAUUUUUUUCCCUUGGGCCAACUUAGAACCAUUUUCACUUGCUACUUCAGGAAACAAAGUGAGCAUAAAUACUUCAAGAGCUCUUUGGGCUAGACUGUGAAUGCUAGACAGAAAUACAGAGACUGAGGAGGGGAGGAGUAGCAAAAUGUUCCUGGGUGGCUCCUGUUCCCUAUUUCACAAUGCUAAUGGCCUUUGAGAAGUCAGUCCAGUGUUAGUUACAAUCAUAAAGGAAUUUGCCACAUUAUAAGGGAUGAAUGUAGUUUAUCUCAAAUCACUAUUCUUGGUCUCAUUUACUAAAAGAAUAUAGUAGUAAGGGUUUUUAAAAAAGUGUCCCAAAGACCACUUUUAAGUUCUAGUUAGUUAUUUUGACUGACUCACAAAUGCCAGAUAUUCAGAGCCUGAAGUUUUUUUCCUCCAUGUAAUAAUGUAAGUACCUUUCAUUUUCAUUCCAUGAUUUUUUCCUGGAAAAGAGUCAUCCUUUAUAUUUAUCAGAAAUUGGUUCCAGAACCCCAUAAUAACCCUGCAGAUACCAAAAUUCUCAAAGGAGUAGUAUUUACAUAUAACCUACAUAAAUCCUCCUGUAUAUUUGGUAUUAUCUCUAGAUUACUUAUAAGACAAUGUAAAUGCACUGUGAAAAUAGUUGUCACAUUGUUUUGUUUUGUUUAGGGAAUAAUGACAACAAAAUAUCUGUACAUGUUCAGUACAGAUGAAAUUAAAAAUGUUUCAGUCCACGGUUAUAGAAACCACUCAAACCAACAGCUUUUUUUAUGUUGAAAAUAAAAAUAAAUACUGAGGAUAAACGAGAAGACAAUAAAGCUUAUAUAAGGACCAAAGAACUAGUUUAACAAAAUAAAAACCCCUAGGUGUUCAACAGUAUAUUUUAUAGUAAAUAAAAAUAGCACCAUUUAGAUAUGAACUUAGAAAAGUUAGAUAUGAACUUGAACACUUAAUAUCUAAGUAUGAUUUUUUUGUGAAAGUAUUUUCAUACUCUAAAACCAAUGUGAUUUUUCUUUUAGCAAGUUCAGAGUAUGAUUAGACUUCUUGGUCUGGCCACUCACCUGCUGCAUCUGGCUGUUGCCCACUGUCUUGACUUCCAGCAAAGGGUAUUUUUAAAUUUUACUUCCCACUUUCCUCUACCACUGUGCUCUGAGAUACCAGUAAAA